Molecule: messenger RNA, 1566 nt
Organism: Miscanthus lutarioriparius
Lineage: Eukaryota; Viridiplantae; Streptophyta; Magnoliopsida; Poales; Poaceae
Source: the annotation of a GenBank genome assembly
AUGGACUUCUCGGAACAGGACUACGACAUCCACGACGGCGGCGCCGAGGCCGAGGCCGACGGCGGCGGGGACUCUUCGGGCUCCUCCUCCCCGUCCUCGUCCUCGUCGUCCUCUGCUGCCGCGUCCUCCUCAUCCUCAAGUGGCGGCUCAAGCCGCAGCAGCAGCGGCGGCGCUGCCGGUGAGGGCGAGGAUGGCGCCGACGAGGGGGACGGUGAGGAAUACGAUUCGUCCAACCUCAUAGCCACGAGGGGCGCCGGCGCCGCCGGCUACCGGGACGAUGAGAGGGGGGAGUACGAGAACGAGGAGGUAGAGGAGGAGAGAGAUUUGUUCGGCCCAGACAACGAAGAGUACGUCAGAACCCCGGCGCGCAGCAACUACCUAGUCCCAGUGCUUCCUGCAAUACGGAACACUAAUAAUCAUUCUCGAGGAGGCUUCGGAGGACGAGGUGGUAGAGGCCCACCACUUCUUCCAAGGCCAGGAGGCCAUCCAGGGCGACAUAACUUUGGUUAUGGGAGAUUUGGGAACGGGCGUCAUGUUGAAGGUUUAGUUUCAGAUAUGAAGCUUAAUAAGAGCGAAGAAACAUUGUCUAGAAAAGCUGUUACUUUUCAGGAGCCUUGUGAGAUUGCAUGCUUAAGUCGUGUUGAGGGUGGAGAGGUAUAUUUUGAUGAUCGCAGCUUGAGGCUCUUCAAACGUGAAAUCUGUGAUUACGUCGGUGCAGAUCUCAAUAAAGGAUUCGAGUCAUCUAUAGAGAAGAAGGAUUUGGGUUCUGAAGGAUUUGGCGAUCUACUCGCAUGCAUACGAAAUUCCAACAUACUUCUUCAGCAUACUAUACAUUUUGUGACAUACCGCAACAAUCUUAACAAGAUAUUGGCCACUGCUUACCUAAGAGAACCAUGGAAGAUGGGCGUUCAUAAAAGGAGGGGUGUUGUAUACCUUGAUGUUCAUAAGCUCCCUGAAAGACCAAAAAGUGAAGUGGAGCGUAGGAGAUGUUAUUGGGGCUAUUCUUUUGAAAACCUUGCCACUGAGAACUCAUUCAGCGACGAUGGAAGAGGUAUUGAUGCAAAUGUUGAGUUUUGUUCUGUAAUAAAGACAAAAUUGGGUGCCCAUCGCAUUGUCAUGGGUGCUGAGAUGGACUGCUGUGAUGCAACUGAUGAUGGCAGGCGGUUCUAUGUGGAGUUGAAAACAAGCAGAGAGCUGGAGUACCAUACAGUGGAAGCAUAUGAGAAAGAAAAACUACUUAGAUUUUGGAUUCAAUCAUUCCUUGCUGGUGUUCCUUAUGUUGUUGUGGGAUUCAGGAAUGAUGCUGGCAUACUUGUACGAACGGAAAGACUAAGAACCAAAGAUAUUACACAAAAGGUGAAGGCAAAGAACUACUGGCAGGGUGGCGUUUGCCUGGCCUUUGCCGAUGAGGUCUUAUGCUGGUUGUAUGGGACUGUCAGAGAGAAUGAAGACUAUGUUCUUCAGUUUGUACAUCCGUUUAACCGCCUGGAACUUCUACGAGCCCAGUCCCCCUGUCCCGAAGCCAUAACGUUGCAUGUGCAGCGGCUCUCAGGUGCAGCAGACUAG